This is a messenger RNA of Camellia sinensis, 514 nucleotides long. Lineage: Eukaryota; Viridiplantae; Streptophyta; Magnoliopsida; Ericales; Theaceae. The record is from RefSeq and is a predicted model, not a curated record.
UUUCCUUCCUGUUUUCUUGGAUCUUGAAUUGGAGCAAUGGGAUUGCCCACAGAGUCACAGUUUCAUGUCUUAGCUGUUGAUGAUAGCCUCAUAGACAGAAAACUCAUUGAGAGGCUCCUCAAGACCUCAUCAUUUCAAGUUACCACAGUGGAUUCUGGUAGCAAGGCUUUACAAUUUUUGGGUUUGAAUGAAGAUGAGCAGAGCAACCCAGAUCAACCCUCUGUUUCUCCAAACAAUCAUCAGGGAGUGGAAGUGAAUCUGAUUAUUACAGAUUACUGUAUGCCUGGAAUGACAAGCUAUGAUUUGCUCAAGAAAAUUAAGGAAUCUUCAUCUCUGAGAAAUAUACCGGUAGUGAUUAUGUCAUCUGAGAAUGUUCCUCAUAUGAUGAAAACCAAACAUUUGAAUCAGCAACAACAAGAAGAUCAAGAUCAAGAAGAAUAAUUUGUGGCAGCGGAGUGAAGGUAUGUGUAGAGGUCCGGCGGGCGGCCAAGGCAAGGGUACCGCCCGCCGGUGA